Molecule: messenger RNA, 2364 nt
Organism: Danaus plexippus (monarch butterfly)
Lineage: Eukaryota; Metazoa; Arthropoda; Insecta; Lepidoptera; Nymphalidae
Exons: 1
Coding region: 115-2025 (636 amino acids)
Biological process (GO): regulation of mitochondrial mRNA stability
Source: RefSeq, a predicted model, not a curated record
UAAUCUAGUAUUUACUAAGUUCUAUAUACCUAAUACAAAUAUGACUUAGGCUAAACGGCGUAGUUUGCCUUUUUCUUUGUUUAAGUGAUAUAUUUAGUAAGUUUUAAACAAAAAAUGAAGUUAAUUUUAUGGAGAUCAUACACAAAAGCACGAAAUCGUGGUAUAUUAAGUGGAUCAAAUAAGAAUUCUCUUUGUUCACUAUGUUCUCUAUUUAUUAGAGGUUUUUCUGAAGACAAAUCAAGUACUGAAUUCAGUGAUAGUACAAUAUUAAUUGAGAAUGGCUGUCAUGUGCAGGAACUUCCUGUUGUUGUUCGAAAAAUGAAAGAUUUAGCGGAUUUAGAGAACCCUCAAGCAGAAUCCCCUCAAACUAACACCGACAGUCUUAAUUACCACCUAAUACAGGAAGAGUUUAAACAAUGCAAUAAUCUGAGGGAAGUGUUCUCACUGAUAACUAAAUGUAUAAAAAUAACUCCAAACAUUGCAUUAGGCGCCAUAGAACGUAUAAAUGACAUAGAAAAUGAUAUAAGUCACAAUAUAUUCAACAGUCAAGGCAGUCACUUAAACUUUGCAAAAGGUGCUAUUCUGGAGAAACUCCUAAAAGUUGUAAUGAAGACUGAAGACACGCAGACAAUAUUAAAUAUCCUUAAGACUUCAUCUACCUUAAUGGAACCAUACAAACCUAGAUUCUGUGAUGAAUUACUGCUCAGAGUGAUAGAUAAUAAGUUAACCAUUGAUCAGAUAUGUGAAUUUUAUAAUUUUCUCAUAAGUAAUAAUUGCGAACAGAAAUAUUCCGAAACUAUUGAUAAGUUAUGGGUGGGUCUGAUUGAAAAUGAAAAGGAUAUAAAUGAGCAAAACAUUGUACAAAUAUUUUCUAUUUUAUAUGGUUUAAAAGUAAGCAAGAAAACUAUUGUUAAUUUGCUGGAACAAAAAUUGUCAGAACUAUGGAGUAAGAUAAAAAUACCAGCAAUGCUUGAGGUUCUUGACAUUUUUAUAGUUGAAAAGUAUUUUUCGAUGCAGUCCUAUCAUGUUCUGGGAUAUUGGUUAUAUGCUAAUAUUCAUGCGUUAGACGAUGAUGCAUUGUUGGACAUAAUAACGAAAUUCACACGCCUCAAAUACAAUGACAAUCAAAUAGAAGCGGCUGUCGAAAAGUUUCUCAAACUCAAAUCAUCUAAAAUUAAAUCGGAAGUUCUGAUAAUUGGUAUAUUAAAUUAUUGUAUGCAAUUUAAACUUCGCAAUAAUUUAAUAUUAGAAAUAAGCAGUCGGUACUUUUUGGAUAAUUUAGAAGCGAUACCAUCAAGUUUUUUGAAGUCUUUCAUUUAUACAUAUGGAUAUUUAUCAUAUCAACCGAAAAAUUCAGAUUUUUGGCCGGCAGCAGAGAAGGUUUUAUUGGAAAAAUAUAAUAAAAUGAAAAUUGAAGAUCUCACUGAUAUCAUUUUAUCGUUCAUGUAUUGUGGUCAGUACCCAUUGAAAUUAGUACAGAAUGUAUUUAAAAUUGAGAAUACGUCAAAGAUAAACAGCACAGAUGUUUUGAAGAGGUUACAUUUAAUCGAUACUUCUUUAACGUUAGCGUGUCACGAAUAUUCUGGUCCGUUGUUACCCAAAGAUCAAUGUUUCAAACCAGUAUUACAAGAUGGUCGAAUAAAGAAUAUCAUAGAAAAAAUUCUGCAUCACAUUGAGAUUUUAUACGGAGACACUAUGACGAUAACAACAUCCUACUUAUUACCCAAUUUUUGUUCUGAUAUAACAUAUUUAAUUGAUAUUUUGCUGCAACCUAAAAAUGACAGUGGAAAUACAUUUAAUUGGAAAUCAAAUAUGGACAGAAGUGACAAUAUAGGAAUAUUAAUUCAUCUGCCAGAUCACUAUUGUUCUGAUGAUGAGCUCAUUGGACCACAGGUUAUGAAAAUACACCAAUUAAAUAUAAUUGGAAUCAAAGUAAUAGGUCUCAAGUAUUCUAUGCUUAGUAAGUUUUACACAUCCCACAAUAUUACUGGCCUAAAGGAUUAUAUAAUAGCAAAUAUGAAAUAAAAAAAAAAAUCAUAUAGGAAUCUUUUGCUUAUGAUAAAAGUUAUUGUCUUCCAAAUAUGAAUUUAAAAUAUGUAUGUGAAGAGAAUAAAAAAGGUCAUAGAGUAAGAAGAUAUUUUUUUUAUACAAGUAAAAGAACUAAGGUUAAAAAAACUAAGGUUUUUUAACUGUAAUUUUAAUUAAAGAAUAUACUUGUCAAUCAUACUUUUAGAAUAUGUAAGUUAAUUAUUAAAUAUUGUGAUAUUAGUAUAAUGUCUUUGUAUAUUUUAAGGCAAAUUUAGAACAGUGUAAUAUUUUUUAGAAUAGAGUACUAAUAAAAGGAAUCGAGUUAUUAUGUGUUAA